Molecule: messenger RNA, 943 nt
Organism: Colossoma macropomum (tambaqui)
Lineage: Eukaryota; Metazoa; Chordata; Actinopteri; Characiformes; Serrasalmidae
Gene: nhp2
Product: NHP2 ribonucleoprotein homolog (yeast)
Exons: 4
Coding region: 151-606 (151 amino acids)
Biological process (GO): snRNA pseudouridine synthesis; rRNA pseudouridine synthesis
Cellular component (GO): nucleolus; box H/ACA snoRNP complex
Molecular function (GO): box H/ACA snoRNA binding
Source: RefSeq, a predicted model, not a curated record
GACUGAGCAGGCGCAGCAAGAGAGCGGAAAGAGCGGUGUUAGAAAUAAGUCGGGUCGAACACGUGUGUGCUGUGCGGCGAAAGAAGAAACAAAACAUUCAGCGAAUAAAGCAUUAACGCUUGUGUGCGUCUAUAGUUUGCGGUGUUAAACAUGACGAAGAUAAAGAAGGAGAAGACUGCUACUGAAGAAGAGGCAGGAGCUACAGAGAAAUCCUACCAGGAUUUGAUAGCCAACAUCAAUCCUAUCGCUAACCCUUUGGCCUCGCGAAAGUUGAGCAAGAAGCUCUACAAAUGUGUAAAAAAAGCUGCCAAGCUAAAACAGAUUCGCCGGGGAGUAAAAGAAGUACAGAAGUUCAUAAACAAAGGAGAGACCGGGAUUGUGGUACUUGCUGGAGACACACUUCCGAUUGAUGUGUACUGCCACUUACCGGUCAUGUGUGAGGACAGAAACUUGCCCUAUGCUUACAUUCCCUCAAAAGUGGAUUUGGGGUCCUCAGCUGGUUCAAAGCGGCCGACAUGCGUGAUCAUGAUUAAACCCCAUGAUGAAUACAAGGAAGCUUAUGAUGAGUGUCUGGAAGAAGUCUCUGCGCUUCCUAAGCCCAUCUAAGUGCGCUGUCCAGCACUGGUGUCAUUUGAACAUUUGUUGCAGCACACCAAUAUACCUGAUGGGCAUUUUUCACUUCUUCAGAGCUUCAUGGACAGUUGAAGGUUUUUUAUUUGGGAAGAAACAUCGGGAAUUCUGAUAAAAAAUGGCCAUUCGGCUGUGAUAAUGACCUUUUUGUUCUGAUGUUUCUGUUGAAACAUUGGCUGUAUUUUUGUAUAGCAUGUGCUUGUGUUCCCGAAUUGAGCAUUUGCUACUUUAUGUAGUUAUUUUGUCAGAUACUAUAUGUAUUUCACUGCUGUUAUUGCUUUUAUUUGAAAAAAUUCUUAAUAUUUUGAUUUCU